AUGGCCAAGUGGGCGAUGCUUCUCUCUGAAUUUGACCUGCACUUCAUAAAUCAAAAGUCAAUCAAAGGGCAGGUCAUUGCCAAUCAGUUAGCUAACGCUCCCUCAGACAACUCUUUUCCCACCUUAGACCUCUUCCCCGACGAGGAUGUUCUGAUCAUUAAUCGAGAUUCCAUGUGGGACAUGUAUUUUGAUGGUUCGAGGUGUCAAAUUGGCUCAGGCGCAGGUGUGGUUUUUGUCUCACCCAAAGGAAAGACAAUUCCUCUCUCUUUUCGUUUAGAAUUUCAUUGUACCAAUAACAUCGCCGAGUACGAGGCUCUGAUUGCAAGACUUCAUGCCGUGAUUGCCAUAGGAGUAAAGAAUAUCCACAUCCAUGGAGAUUCUGAACUUAUUGUAAACCAAGUGACGGGUGCCUAUUUUGUUAAGCAGUUGAAGUUGUCUCAGUAUAAGGAUUUGGUAUUGACCAUACUGAAGCAAUUCACUACUUACACGAUCGAUAACAUCUCAUGGAGGGAAAAUCGUCAUGCAGAUGCAAUGGCAAGCGCUACUUCCCUUGUAGGCCCAGACUUUGGUUAG
Messenger RNA from Cryptomeria japonica (Japanese cedar), 573 nucleotides. RefSeq lists its product as uncharacterized. The coding region runs from base 1 to 573 and encodes 190 amino acids. Lineage: Eukaryota; Viridiplantae; Streptophyta; Pinopsida; Cupressales; Cupressaceae. The transcript has a single exon. Gene Ontology annotation, molecular function: nucleic acid binding; RNA-DNA hybrid ribonuclease activity. The record is from RefSeq and is a predicted model, not a curated record.